AUCGCUGAAAGAGCCAUGGUAGUACCAUCCGCAAUAUUAGUUAUAUCAAUUAGUUUAAGUUUAAUAGAUCUAGCUACAACACGCAAUAUACUUAGAAUAGCGGGUGGAGAUAAAACUUCAAUAUACAAAUACCCUCAUUCUCUAUUUCUUAAACUAGAUUGUGGUGUAUAUCCAAGAUGUGGUGCCUCUGUUUUAACUCAAGAUAUUCUUUUAACUGCUGCGACAUGUUUUGUCAACUGCAAGAAGCCAUUUAAUGAUAAAGUUAUGGAGGUAUCAAUGGGAGAUGAUUAUGAAGAACUAGGACAAGUACGAAAAAUUAUAGAUUUCAUUUUACAUGAAAAACAUACUGGUGCUAAGCUUGCAAAUGACAUUGCUUUAGGCAAAGUAGAUAGACCUAUGAGAUUUGGAGACAGCCUCCAGAGGAUAAUUUUAAUGAAAACACCGCCUUUUUAUAAUUCCGCUUUUGUUGCUGGUUGGGGCUCACUAAAUGAUAAGGAAGAACCCAGCAAAUACCUGAAGCACAUGCGCCAACAUUUGGUAAACACCGAGGACUGUCAUAAAGUAUUUGGUCCCAAUCGCAUUGCUGAAGGAACCUUCUGUAUGGAAGAUGAAAACAGUCGGGCAUUUGAAGGUGACACUGGCGCAGCACUCGUAGUAAACGACUAUAUUCAGAUUGGUCUUGUCUCCUGGGGUCACAUGAAAAAAUCAUACAGCAAGAUAAUCUACACCAACAUUAGUUACCACUUUGAUUGGAUAAAGGAAAAUGCUAGAAAUCUAUAUUGUAGGGAAAGUUAAAAUGGUGUUCAAUAAAUAAACCAAAUAUGAAGUAAUGGAUUG
Molecule: messenger RNA, 837 nt
Organism: Cydia amplana
Lineage: Eukaryota; Metazoa; Arthropoda; Insecta; Lepidoptera; Tortricidae
Product: transmembrane protease serine 11G-like
Exons: 3
Coding region: 16-795 (259 amino acids)
Biological process (GO): proteolysis
Molecular function (GO): serine-type endopeptidase activity
Source: RefSeq, a predicted model, not a curated record